AUGUCUGUUGUCAGUACCGACGAGGACGCCGUGCGUGCUCUGUCCUCGGACGGUGAGCGCAACGAUAGCGCCAAAAUAAGACUGCUGCCGUGCGCGCCGGGCGAACCCGGGAUGGUGGCCCGGCGCAUCCGCAGAAAAAUCAAAGAAGCCGCGGAUGGUGAACGACUCGAGCCGAUAAACAUUGAAAAGCAUCGAUCGUUGAUCCCGGAGCCGGCGUCGCUUGUCUCCGGUCUGUGA
This is a messenger RNA of Cinara cedri, 237 nucleotides long. The record is from the annotation of a GenBank genome assembly. NCBI's taxonomy places the organism in Eukaryota, Metazoa, Arthropoda, Insecta, Hemiptera, Aphididae.